AUGUAUUAUGGAAUUAGCAAGUUCAGUGAGGCCUACAAUAAGAUCUUAAGGAAUUCAUCAUCUCAUUCAUCAUGUCAAUUGGUCAUUUUUGUGUCUUGUCUUAACAUCGAUGCGUUAUGUGCAACAAAGAUGCUCUCGCUAUUAUUCAAAAAACAGUUGGUUCAAUCUCAGAUAGUACCGAUCUUCGGAUAUUCUGAAUUACGACGUCAUUAUUCUCAAUUGGAUGACAACAUAAACAGUCUGCUAUUGGUAGGGUUUGGAGGCGUUAUUGAUUUAGAAGCCUUUUUAGAGAUUGAUCCAGAGGAAUAUAUCGUUGAUACGGACGAAAAUUCUGGGGAAAAAAGGUUUAAAAGAGACAUUUAUGUCUUGGAUGCACACAGACCAUGGAAUCUGGACAAUAUAUUUGGGUCACAAAUUAUUCAGUGUUUUGACGAUGGCACAGUGGAUGACACAUUAGGUGAACAAAAAACCGCAUACUACAAGCUGUUAGAGCUAGACCAGGAGAAUGAUAAUGGCGAGCCCUCAGACGAUGGCAAUGAUGAUGACAGUGAUGAAAAUGAGGUAACUGACGUCGAUGAAGUCACGGAUGAAGAUGAAGAUGAAGAGGGGGGAAAUAAUGGGUCAAUAUCUAAUAAAAGAAGUAAUUCGGCAAGAGAUUCGAAUAGUGUUUCAAAAAGAAAGCAACGGAAGAAGCAAAUCCAUGAAUAUGAAGGUGUGUUGGAGGAAUAUUAUUCUCAAGGUACAACAGUGGUUAACUCGAUAUCUGCGCAGAUCUAUUCAUUGUUGUCCGCCAUCGGAGAAACAAAUCUUUCAAAUUUGUGGUUGAAUAUACUCGGUACCACCUCGUUGGAUAUCGCCUAUGCUCAAGUUUAUAGUCGAUUAUAUCCCUUAUUACAAGAUGAAGUGAAACGGUUAACACCAAGUAAUAGAAAUUCAGUAAAGACCCCUGAUACACUGUCAUUGAAUAUUCAACCAGACUACUAUCUUUUCUUGCUAAGACAUUCUUCUCUAUAUGACAGUUUUUAUUAUUCCAAUUAUGUGAAUGCUAAAUUAUCCUUGUGGAAUGAAAAUGGGAAGAAGAGGUUACACAAAAUGUUUGCCAGAAUGGGUAUACCUUUAAGCACCGCACAGGAGACAUGGUUGUACAUGGACCAUUCUAUCAAGAGAGAACUUGGGGUAAUAUUUGACAAAAAUUUAGACCGUUAUGGUUUACAAGAUAUAAUUAGAGACGGAUUUGUUAGAACCUUGGGAUAUCGUGGGUCCAUAAGUGCCAGUGAGUUUGUCGAGGCUCUUACAGCUCUGUUGGAAGUAGGAAAUUCAACGGAUAAGGAUAGUAUCAAAAUAAACGAUGGCAAAAGUGAAGAUACCGAUGGAGAAGAAGAAGAGGUUAAUAAUGUUCAAAAAUUGACAAACUUGAGAAAAAAAUGGGUGUCGAAUUUCUGGCUAAGUUGGGACGCUCUAGAUGACAGGAAAGUUGAACUCUUGAAUCGUGGUAUCCAGUUAGCACAGGAUUUACAAAAAGCAAUUUUUAAUACAGGAGUUGCCAUAUUGGAGAAAAAAUUAAUUAAGCAUUUAAGAAUUUAUAGAUUAUGCGUCCUGCAAGACGGGCCAGAUCUGGACUUGUACAGAAAUCCACUAACGUUAUUAAGGUUAGGCAAUUGGCUUAUAGAAUGCUGUGCGGAAUCUGAAGACAAGCAAUUACUACCCAUGGUGCUUGCCAGUAUAGACGAAAAUACGGAUACGUAUUUAGUUGCUGGAUUAACACCUAGAUAUCCCCGUGGACUAGACACAAUACACACAAAAAAACCAAUCUUGAAUAAUUUCAGCAUGGCAUUUCAACAGAUAACUGCAGAAACGGAUGCUAAAGUAAGAAUAGACAAUUUUGAAAGUUCCAUAAUAGAAAUUCGUCGUGAGGAUCUUUCGCCAUUCUUGGAAAAACUGACCUUAAGUGGAUUGUUAUAA
Molecule: messenger RNA, 1962 nt
Organism: Saccharomyces mikatae IFO 1815
Lineage: Eukaryota; Fungi; Ascomycota; Saccharomycetes; Saccharomycetales; Saccharomycetaceae
Gene: CDC45
Product: DNA replication initiation factor CDC45
Exons: 1
Coding region: 1-1962 (653 amino acids)
Biological process (GO): double-strand break repair via break-induced replication; DNA replication initiation; mitotic DNA replication preinitiation complex assembly
Cellular component (GO): DNA replication preinitiation complex
Molecular function (GO): DNA replication origin binding; chromatin binding; single-stranded DNA binding
Source: RefSeq, a predicted model, not a curated record